AUGGCUGCCCCUGACACGGCCGCGUUUCCCAACUACAAUGUUGACCUUUCUCAUGUGGAGGACCCCAACGAGCGUCGUCGUUUAGCCCUUGCACGCAUCGACGACGCUCCGUUCGGAUGGCGUCACGCUCGCGCGGUUGUUGUGGCAGGAGUGGGCUUCUUCACCGACUCCUACGAUAUCUUCGCCAUCAACCUCUGCUCGAGCAUGCUGGGUGUUGUCUUUUGGGAACACGCGACCAAUCGCCCUGGCAAGAUACCAUACAGCUCGGACACUGCCAUCAAGGUCUCCACAUCAGCUGGUACCGUCAUCGGCCAGUUGUUCUUUGGAUGGUUGGCAGAUAUUGUCGGUCGCAAGCGCAUGUACGGGAUUGAGCUCAUCAUCAUUAUAUUGGCUACAUUGGCACAGUGCUUGUCCUCGAAUUCUCCUGCAGUGUCCAUCACGGGCCUUUUGGUAUUCUGGCGUACAGUCAUGGGUAUCGGCAUUGGUGGUGACUAUCCAUUAUCUUCAAUCAUAACUUCAGAGUUCGCGAAUACAAAGCAUCGAGGAGCCAUGAUGGGAGCUGUCUUUGACAUGCAAGGCUUCGGAUAUGGAGUCUGUCAGCUGGCCGUGGAUAAAAUGUGGCGGGUCGUCAUUGGGUUCGGAGCGGUUCCGGCUUGUCUUGCGCUUUAUUAUCGUUUAACCAUCCCUGAAACCCCGCGCUACACCUUUGAUGUCGCCAAAGAUUUACUCAGAGCGGAUGAAGAUGUUGAAGCUUACAUUCUGGGGAAACACGAAGGCCAUCCUGACGAGGUCAAACGGGUAGCUGUGCUUCAAAGUGCCGAUAUCAGACUAGUGACUCCAAAAGCAAGUUGGUCGGACUUUCGUUCGCAUUUCACCACUUGGAAGCAUGGCAAGGUAUUGCUUGGCACUGCAGGCUCGUGGUUCUUCCUUGACGUUGCGUUCUACGGACUUGGGCUCAACAAUUCCAUCAUUUUGAGAGCCAUCGGCUGGAACGGUGGAAGUACUGUGUACGAAUACUUCUACCGCAACGCUGUGGGCAACCUGAUCUUGAUCUGUGCUGGAGCCAUUCCAGGAUACUGGGUGACGGUUGCAACAGUCGACCGGCUAGGCCGCAAGCCAAUCCAGAUUACCGGAUUUGUGAUAUUAACUAUCAUAUUUAUCAUCAUCGGGUUCGCGUAUGAGCCGCUGAAGAAGUCUGACAACGGGUUAUUGGCAUUGUACGUCGUGGCACAGUUCUUCUUCAACUUUGGGCCAAACGCCACCACGUUCAUUGUGCCAGGGGAGUGCUUCCCUACGCGGUAUCGGUCAACCUCGCAUGGGAUCAGUGCUGCUUCCGGAAAAAUCGGUGCCAUCAUUGCGCAGUGUGUAUUCGGGCCGCUGGCGCAACGGGGAGCGAAGGGAGGCGUUAACUCAUCUGAUACGCCGUGGCUCAAUCAUGUUAUGCAGAUAUUUGCGCUGUUCAUGCUGUGCGGGUGCUUAACCUCGUUGCUUAUUCCAGAGACGAAGCGUCUGACUCUGGAGUAUCUGUCUGGCGAGGAACCUACACCCACGCCCACGGUCACAGCCUCAGGGCAGGAGCAGGGGCCGAAGAGGGAUAGAACAUAA
Aspergillus neoniger CBS 115656 is the source of this 1605-nucleotide messenger RNA. Its product is annotated as inorganic phosphate transporter PHO84. Gene Ontology annotation, cellular component: membrane. The transcript is spliced from 4 exons. Gene Ontology annotation, molecular function: transmembrane transporter activity. NCBI's taxonomy places the organism in Eukaryota, Fungi, Ascomycota, Eurotiomycetes, Eurotiales, Aspergillaceae. The record is from RefSeq and is a predicted model, not a curated record. The coding region runs from base 1 to 1605 and encodes 534 amino acids. Gene Ontology annotation, biological process: transmembrane transport.